GUCGUAUUGUUGUGUUUUUAUGUGGGUGGAUGGGCGGGUCGUAGGUUGCCACCUGUUCAAGAGAACGGUAUAGUUGCAGCCCGAACGUUCAGCCGAGAAUUCGCCACUUGUUGGAUUUUUCUGUGGAUCGUGCAAUCGUAAUCGCAAAACCCGCGUGGGCUGAUCCAUCGGAAUGGUCACAGUGAUAUUUUGAAUGGCCAGAUAUGUUAAAGGAUAAGUUUGGUGUCAGACAUGCUUCACUGACAAGUAAAACAUUUAUGGAGUUUGUUGAGAAAAGAGUUCAUUUAUUUGGAGUGCUAGUUCAUUGGCGUUUCACUGGAGAAUCGUGAUCAGAGAUGCGUUCAGAUUCACGAAACAACGUAGAGGAACCAAACUUUGGGAGCAGCAUAAUGACGGCAGGAGUGACGUGUCGCAAGUCGUCAAGAACGUCCUGUCAACGGGAACUCGAACUUACCGACUCGUCGUCGAUCAGCGAUGAUACGUGCACCGGGUCGGACGGACAAGGUCGGAACGGCAGCGGGACAAUUAGGUCCGGCAACCGGAGGAAGCGCAAGUCCAGUGGCAAAGACAAGAACGUCCGAAGACUAGAAAGCAACGAGAGGGAAAGACUGCGAAUGCACAGCAUUAACGAUGCCUUUCAAUCGCUUAGGGAGGUGAUACCACACGUCAAAAAAGAUCGGCGACUGUCAAAAAUCGAAACGCUCACAUUGGCCAAAAACUACAUCAUCGCCCUGACCAAGAUCAUAUGCGAAAUGAGAGGCGAACUGGACCCGUCCAAGGACGAAGGAUCUGGUGGUGCGUCCUCAGCAGCCACAAACGACGGACCAUCAUCGUCGGUAGCGGCGGCAACAGCAGCAGCUGCCGAAAUCGACAGACGACUGCAAUUGGCGCUGCAAAACUCGGACGAAUCGAUGGACCUUUCUUAAUCGACGACGAAGCAGCAACAUUCGCCACCACCAUCACCGCCACCAAUCACCAUUGUAAUCACCACGGACCGUGCUAACAUAUUAUUAUUAUUAUUUGCUUUAAGUCUAUACAUAUUUAAAAUACUUUUAAAGGUGUUUUAAUUUAAAUUCAAGUCAGUUUUCUCCAUUUCCGUCAUGUCAUAGCACACAGGUAUAUACAAUAUAAUAUACGAAUACAUUUCCA
This is a messenger RNA of Aphis gossypii (cotton aphid), 1149 nucleotides long. Its product is annotated as protein dimmed-like. Gene Ontology annotation, molecular function: protein dimerization activity. The transcript is spliced from 5 exons. The record is from RefSeq and is a predicted model, not a curated record. NCBI's taxonomy places the organism in Eukaryota, Metazoa, Arthropoda, Insecta, Hemiptera, Aphididae. Bases 336 to 926 code for a protein of 196 amino acids.